AUGCAUGCUUUGCCUGAAAAAUUCGACCUACCCGUCACCUCUGAAAUAAGGUACAACUUCUACAACAGGGAAAACCAGAUAGUAGCUAUGGCUAGGAUUCCAAUAACCAUUGAAGAUGCGACUGGUACCAUUUUAGCUGUCGUCUAUGGCCAAGACGGUGAAAAGCUCAUCAGCCACACUGCUAUAGUUGUGGUGCACUUUAUCCUCAAGAAAGAUGAAUUUAAAUGUGCAAGGCAUGGAUUUGUUGGAAAAGUUACGGCCCAGAUGAAGGGGGCUCAUGUCAUGGCUUUUGUCCGGUCUUUUCAGGCAAAUGGCAAAGCCUACUCCGUGGUCAAGCUAUACGUGGAUGUUGCAUUGCCAGACUACAUACUUCCAGUUUCAGAAGAAUGCAUAACUCAGAAGUCACCACUUAGGACUCAGAUUAUGGNUUUUGCGCCAAAUCCUAAGGCGUACACUGAGGCAGCGGCUGGUGAAUCUAUGGGCAUAGAUGUUGAUCUUGCAUGUGAGCUCCUCACUGGGCGUGUCGUCGACUUCAAAGCUGAUAAGAGUGGCAUGAAGAAUGUGGGUGAUCUGCAGCACGGCGAGUGCAGCGGCACCUGUCCUACAAAAGAAAGUUGUGACCGAGCAGCUGAUAGUGGGUGGCGCGGUGAAGAAAGCACGCACAAGCAAGUGAUUCACCAUAAGUUAGGCGUCGAACUUUAG
Striga asiatica is the source of this 702-nucleotide messenger RNA. Lineage: Eukaryota; Viridiplantae; Streptophyta; Magnoliopsida; Lamiales; Orobanchaceae. The record is from the annotation of a GenBank genome assembly.